Molecule: messenger RNA, 3869 nt
Organism: Syngnathus acus (greater pipefish)
Lineage: Eukaryota; Metazoa; Chordata; Actinopteri; Syngnathiformes; Syngnathidae
Gene: col6a2
Product: collagen, type VI, alpha 2
Exons: 32
Coding region: 204-3248 (1014 amino acids)
Source: RefSeq, a predicted model, not a curated record
AUGCGAGUGACACAAGUUGAGCGAAGAGGAGCGACGAGGUAACGACUCCCAAGUGCUUUGCCUCAACGCAAACCACAUCUGGAGAAAGUGACAUCAGGGAUUCCGAAGAGAAACAUGUUAGAUUAUGAUAAUUUAGUGUCUGCUUGGACGAAACGUGAGCACCCAGGAGCUGCGCUGCAAAACAUCUCAAAACGGACAAGAACAUGGAAGGGUUAAAGGUCAUUGCGCUGUGCCUUAUUUUUGGAACCCUGAGUAACGGCCAGCAACUCGAAUGCAACAAGAAGAGAGAAUGCCCUAUUGAUGUGUACUUCACCAUUGACACGUCUGAGACCAUCGCCCUGCAGGAGUCCCCCCCUGGAUCACUUGUGGAGAGCAUUAAGCGGUUCAGUGAGCAAUUUGCAGAUCGUUUAGAAGCGGCCGAACUUCGAGGUGCUGUUCGAAUCAAUUGGAAUAUCGGUGGGCUGCACUUUUCCCAGAGACAGCAAGUGUUCAGCCGCCUCGGAUCCAAGACUGAUUUCAUCUCGGGUGUCAGGGGAAUUCGUUACCUGGGCAAGGGCACCUACACAGACUGCGCCCUCACCAACAUGACCAUGGAAAUGCUGCGCUCACCCUCAUACCCCACCGCCCUGAGAUUUGCCGUGGUCAUCACCGAUGGCCAUGUGACCGGAAACCCCUGCGGGGGAAUCAAAGUGGCGGCAGAAAGGGCGCGUGACGAGGGCAUCGGUAUUUUUGUGGUGGCGGCUUCCAAGAAUAUCGAUGAGACCGGGCUGAGGGAUAUUGCCAACGCUCCAGCUGCAGUCUACAGGAGGGACUUCUUGGCUGUUGAUCUGAGCUCUGGAAGACCUGUCAUCCAGACGGACACCAUUGACCGCAUCAUUAAGACCAUGAAACAUCAAGCAUUUGUGGAGUGCUAUCAAGUGUCUUGCCUGGAGACAGAAGGGCCACCAGGUCCAAAAGGCCAUCGAGGCCAGAAAGGUGCUAAAGGAGACAAUGGUGAUCCAGGUCCAAAAGGUCAGAGAGGUCGCCCAGGUGACCCAGGUAUCGAGGGGCCCAUCGGUCAGCCUGGUAUUAAAGGAGAAUCAGGACUUAAAGGCGAGAAGGGAGAGUUGGGGACCCAAGGGAAAAAGGGUGUAGCCGGAAUCCCAGGGCGCAAUGGAACAGAUGGACAGAAGGGUAAAAUUGGACGGAUAGGCGCUCCUGGCUGCAAAGGAGACCCCGGAGACAGAGGUUCUGAUGGUCAUCCGGGAGAUGUCGGCGAACGUGGUCUUCUUGGAACUGCUGGAGAUAAGGGAGAUCCUGGACGUCCUGGAAGAUCUGGUCCUCCUGGAUUUGCUGGCGAAGGUGGACCUAAGGGAGAAAGGGGAAGUCCCGGAUCGCCCGGUUUACCUGGACUCAAAGGAUCUGCUGGUACCCCAGGACUUCCUGGAUCAAGAGGAGAGCCUGGGAGGCGAGGAGAUUAUGGACCAAAGGGUACUCAAGGACCAGAUGGAGUCCAAGGGGACAAGGGUGAAAUGGGAUCAGAGGGCUUGAGGGGUCUUCCAGGUGAAUCAGGAAACAAAGGCGCAAAGGGGGACAAUGGUCUUCCAGGCCCCAGAGGACCACCAGGUACACCAGGAGAGCCAGGACGAAAUGGUACACGAGGUGACCCUGGUGAUGCUGGACCAAGAGGUGAUCCAGGACAACUUGGACCAAAGGGAGACCACGGAAGACCUGGUUUCAGUUAUCCUGGACCAAGAGGAUCAUCGGGUGAGAGAGGAGAGAAGGGAAAUCGUGGACCUCGUGGCGGCAGAGGAGAUUGUGGUCCCAAGGGUGAUCCCGGACAAAAAGGAACCCCAGGAGUGCCAGGUGAACCAGGACAUCAGGGUGAGCCUGGACCUCGAGGACUUCGAGGAGAAAUUGGGCGUGAUGGAGAUUCUGGUCCUGAGGGUGACCCUGGCCUCACUGAAUGUGAUGUCAUGAAUUACAUCAGGGAAACAUGCGGCUGCUGCGAUUGUGAAAAACGAUGUGGUGCUCUGGACAUUGUGUUUGUGAUUGACAGCUCCGAGUCAGUUGGCCUGACCAACUUUACUUUGGAGAAAAACUUUGUCAUCAACACCAUCAACCGACUAGGAUCCCUGGCCAAAGACCCUCAGUCAGAAACAGGUACAAGAGUGGGAGUCGUUCAGUACAGUCACAGCGGAACUUUCCAGGCCAUCCGGCUCGACGAUCCCAAAAUCGAUUCCCUCUCUUCGUUCAAGGACGCAGUGAAGCGCAUGGAGUGGAUCGCUGGAGGAACAUGGACUCCAUCUGCUCUGAAGUACGCCUACGACAAUCUGAUCAGGGACAGCCGUCGAGCCAAAGCCAACGUCACCGUGGUGGUCAUCACCGACGGACGCUUCGACCCCAGAGAUGAUGAUUCAUUGCUCACCUACCUCUGCAGCGAUCCUAGCGUCGAUGUCAGCGCCAUCGGUAUUGGAGACAUGUUUGAUCAGAUUGAAGAGAAUGAAAUUCUCAAGAGUAUAGCCUGUCAGAGGGAUGGAAGGGUGCUGGGCAUGAGGCGUUUUGCCGACCUUGUGGCAGAGGAAUUCAUUGACAAGAUUGAGACAGUCCUCUGCCCAGAUCCUGUUAUUGUAUGCCCGGACCUGCCAUGUAAGACAGAACCUGCUGUGGCCAGCUGUGUGCAGCGGCCAUUGGAUGUGGUGUUCCUCUUGGACGGCUCUGAGCGGAUGGGACUGGAGAACCACCGGCGGGCCAAGGAAUUCAUCGACAAUGUGGCUCGUCGCCUCACCCUGGCAGAUGGCCCAUCGGAUGAGAGGAGCGCUCGUUAUGCCUUGGUGCAGUACGGCAGCCCGACAGAACAGCGAGUCGAGUUCCCACUCACGCACAAUCUGACAGUGAUCUCCGAUUCGCUGGCGAGAGUAACCUACAUGGACUCUUCCUCGGCUCUGGGCAACGCAAUCAUCCACGCUGUCAACAAUGUGGUUUAUAGAUCAGGUGCUCAGGGCAACCGCUUAGCUCGUCGUAACGCUGAGCUGGCCUUUGUGUUCAUCACCGAUGGCAUUACGUCCAGCGAGCAGCUGGAGGAGGGCGUGUCCUCAAUGAAGCGAGCCGAGGGUGUUCCUACGGUGAUCGCCCUGGGAAGUGACACAGAUGAGGAGGUGCUGCGGAAAGUGGCGCUCGGUGACAUGUCGUCCAUCUUUAGAGGCGACGACUACGCCAUUUUGAACAAGCCGUCUUUCUUUGAGCGUUUUGUCCGCUGGAUAUGCUAGUGAGGAACUGCAAUGCUCUCUCUACGCCACAGAAUUAGAAUUGGUAGAAUGAAAGAAGGAGCUUUCCUUCAGCGUACACAUGAACACAAAAGCACCAACCAAACCUCUACGUAUGAGCAUGAUCAUUAUCGAAUGUAAAGCACUGAUGCAGCUUGAUCUGGGUGGAGAUUGUUUUACCCUGCCCAAAAAAGGAACGACCCUUUAAGUUAGGCCAAUUUUCUGUCACUAGUUUCCAUUCUAUUAAUUCUAAAUCUAUGGUCAGCUGUCCAACCUAAAGAAACUACUCAUCAAAGAUUUGUAUAAUAUGCAUUUGUAUGAACCGAAAUGCCGACUUUGUUUGGAGGUUUUUCUUUUUCUCUCUCACUGUUGUCACAAAGUCAGUGUUUAUACAUGAAAGGUGCUAAAGCAGAGAAAAAGACAAAGCCAUUUGUACUUCUGAUGACUUUUUUUAUUAUUUACAUUAUAAGAAACUGUACAAUAGUUUGUCAAGGGAAUUAAAACAAUCUCUCAUAUCCCACUUAAAUGCCACAGGAACAGACGAUACACGCUCUUGCAAAUCUGAAAACAGCCACAACAUCUGUAAACGUGAAAUCCAAAUAAAGUCAAAUGUGGUGACUCCAA